Molecule: messenger RNA, 1590 nt
Organism: Alternaria postmessia
Lineage: Eukaryota; Fungi; Ascomycota; Dothideomycetes; Pleosporales; Pleosporaceae
Exons: 6
Coding region: 1-1590 (529 amino acids)
Biological process (GO): transmembrane transport
Cellular component (GO): membrane
Molecular function (GO): transmembrane transporter activity
Source: RefSeq, a predicted model, not a curated record
AUGGGUAUUCCGUCGCAACCAGCGUCCAACGCUAUCAUCUACCUCACCCUCGGCGCUUUCCUGGUCCUGGGAUGUUACGUUGCAUGGCGAUUGCGACACCAGUCCAAGACCGAGUGGCUUUCUAGUAAUCGCACACAGAAGGGCGUCCCGCUCGCUUUCAAUUUCAUCGCUAGUGCCCUCGGAUCCGGUAUUCUCUUCACAUAUCCUCAGAUUGCUACGAUUGCGGGUGUGCAAGGCCUCUUGGUCUACGCGCUAUCUUCAUCUUUGCCAUUGUUGGUGUUUGGUGCGCUCGGCCCCAUCAUCAGGCGGAAAUGUCCCGAAGGGUUCGUUCUGACAGAGUGGACGAGACAGCGUUAUGGAGCCAUCGGAGGAUUGUUCCUGAGCAUCUGCACGCUCAUCACCAUGUUCCUGUACAUGGUAGCUGAGCUCUCAGCUCUCCAGCAGAUCGUCACUCUACUCACCGGACUCAAUGGCCUCCCCGUCGUCAUUGUCGAAUGUGCCGUUACCACCAUCUACACCUCGCUCGGCGGCUUCAAAGUCUCCUUUGUAACAGACAAUAUCCAAGGCGUAAUGGUCAUCGGCCUCAUCAUCAUGGGCGUCAUCGCCGUAGGCGUAGAAACAGACAUUGACCGCUCCCUCAUCGACCAAUCCGGAUACCUGGAAUCCAGCCUCCUGGGCUGGCAACUCAUCUAUAUCCUUCCCGUCGCCAUCUUGUCCAACGACUUCUUCCUGUCCGGCUUCUGGAUGCGCACUUUUGCUGCCCGCACGGACAAGGACCUUUGGAUCGGCGUCUCGCUUGCUAGCGUUGGUGUGCUAAUCAUCCUCACUUUGCUGGGCGUCGGGGGUAUGCUCGCCGCAUGGUCUGGCGCAUACACCAUUGGCGACGAAGAAACCGGUUCUUUGGCCUUCUUCCUCUUGCUCGAGCGGCUGCCCGCGUGGGUCGUUGGCGUCGUUCUUGUCAUGACCAUUUCGCUUUCGACGGCUGCGUUUGAUUCGUUCCAGUCUGCUAUGAUUAGCACGGGGAGCAACGAUUUCUUCCGCAACAAGCUUAAUAUCUGGGUCAUCCGCGCUUGCGUCGUUGCAAUCAUCUUCCCCGUUGUUGUUGUCGCGCUGCGCAGUCCGGAUAUCUUGCAAAUCUUCCUCAUUAGUGAUUUGGUUAGCGCGGCCGUGGUGCCUUGCCUUGUCAUUGGGUUGAGCGACAAGUUUUAUUUCUACCGCGGUUUCGACUUUGUUGUCGGUGGACUUGGGGGUAUCUUCACCAUCUUCUUGUUCGGACUCGUGUACUACGAUGGCGAUGUUACACUUGCGGGGAACUUGCUGCUACUGGAAGGUGGAUUGUAUGCGAAUGACUGGAGUGCUUUUGGCGCUUUCGUAGCGGCUCCGUUUGGAGGCCUGCUCUGGGCUUUUGCUGCUUGCGCUCUUCGCAUUGGUUCCCUUUGGGUCAAGGCUAGGGUUCAGGGUCGCCGUUUUGACGCGCUUGAUCGACCUAUCCCGCGAAACAUCGAUAGGCCUGGUGCUUUUGAUGACCAUGAUGGCGAGACUGUGCUCGAGCAUAGCGUGGAGACUGGCAGCAAGGGCAGGUUUUUCUGA